ACUUGCUCCUCCCCCUCCGCCCCUUUAACCUUUAGGGUGCGCGGGUGCAGUAUAUCUCGCGCUCUCUCCCCUUUCCCCCUCCCCUUUCCCCACCCCGGGCGCUCAGGUUGGUCUGGACCGGAAGCGAAGAUGGCGACUUCUGGCGCGGCCUCGGCGGAGCUGGUGAUCGGCUGGUGCAUAUUCGGCCUCUUACUACUGGCUAUUUUGGCAUUCUGCUGGAUAUAUGUUCGUAAAUACCAAAGUCGGCGGGAAAGUGAAGUUGUCUCCACCAUAACAGCAAUUUUUUCUCUAGCAAUUGCACUUAUCACAUCAGCACUUCUACCAGUGGAUAUAUUUUUGGUUUCUUACAUGAAAAAUCAAAAUGGUACAUUUAAGGACUGGGCUAAUGCUAAUGUCAGCAGACAGAUUGAGGACACUGUAUUAUACGGUUACUAUACUUUAUAUUCUGUUAUAUUGUUCUGUGUGUUCUUCUGGAUCCCUUUUGUCUACUUCUAUUAUGAAGAAAAGGAUGAUGAUGAUACUAGUAAAUGUACUCAAAUUAAAACGGCACUCAAGUAUACUUUGGGAUUUGUUGUGAUUUGUGCACUGCUUCUUUUAGUUGGUGCCUUUGUUCCAUUGAAUGUUCCCAAUAACAAAAAUUCUACAGAGUGGGAAAAAGUGAAGUCCCUAUUUGAAGAACUUGGAAGUAGUCAUGGUUUAGCUGCAUUGUCAUUUUCUAUCAGUUCUCUGACCUUGAUUGGAAUGUUGGCAGCUAUAACUUACACAGCCUAUGGCAUGUCUGCGUUACCUUUAAAUCUGAUAAAAGGCACUAGAAGCGCUGCUUAUGAACGUUUGGAAAACACUGAAGACAUUGAAGAAGUAGAACAACACAUUCAAACGAUUAAAUCAAAAAGCAAAGAUGGUCGACCUUUGCCAGCAAGGGAUAAACGCGCCUUAAAACAAUUUGAAGAAAGGUUACGAACACUUAAGAAGAGAGAGAGGCAUUUAGAAUUCAUUGAAAACAGCUGGUGGACAAAAUUUUGUGGCGCUCUGCGUCCCCUGAAGAUCGUCUGGGGAAUAUUUUUCAUCUUAGUUGCAUUGCUGUUUGUAAUUUCUCUCUUCUUGUCAAAUUUAGAUAAAGCUCUUCAUUCAGCUGGAAUAGAUUCUGGUUUCAUAAUUUUUGGAGCUAACCUGAGUAAUCCACUGAAUAUGCUUUUGCCUUUACUACAAACAGUUUUCCCUCUUGAUUAUAUUCUUAUAACAAUUAUUAUUAUGUACUUUAUUUUUACUUCAAUGGCAGGAAUUCGAAAUAUUGGCAUAUGGUUCUUUUGGAUUAGAUUAUAUAAAAUCAGAAGAGGUAGAACCAGGCCCCAAGCACUCCUUUUUCUCUGCAUGAUACUUCUGCUUAUUGUCCUUCACACUAGCUACAUGAUUUAUAGUCUUGCUCCCCAAUAUGUUAUGUAUGGAAGCCAAAAUUACUUAAUAGAGACUAAUAUAACUUCUGAUAAUCAUAAAGGCAAUUCAACCCUUUCUGUGCCAAAGAGAUGUGAUGCAGAUGCUCCUGAAGAUCAGUGUACUGUUACCCGGACAUACCUAUUCCUUCACAAGUUCUGGUUCUUCAGUGCUGCUUACUAUUUUGGUAACUGGGCCUUUCUUGGGGUAUUUUUGAUUGGAUUAAUUGUAUCCUGUUGUAAAGGGAAGAAAUCGGUUAUUGAAGGAGUAGAUGAAGAUUCAGACAUAAGUGAUGAUGAGCCCUCUGUCUAUUCUGCUUGACAGCCUUCUGUCUUAAAGGUUUUAUAAUGCUGACUGAAUAUCUGUUAUGCAUUUUUAAAGUAUUAAACUAACAUUAGGAUUUGCUAACUAGCUUUCAUCAAAAAUGGGAGCAUGGCUAUAAGACAACUAUAUUUUAUUAUAUGUUUUCUGAAGUAACAUUGUAUCAUAGAUUAACAUUUUAAAUUACCAUAAUCAUGCUAUGUAAAUAUAAGACUACUGGCUUUGUGAGGGAAUGUUUGUGCAAAAUUUUUUCCUCUAAUGUAUAAUAGUGUUAAAUUGAUUAAAAAUCUUCCAGAAUUAAUAUUCCCUUUUGUCACUUUUUGAAAACAUAAUAAAUCAUCUGUAUCUGUGCCUUAGGUUCUCCAGAGUGAUGUGGAAUUUUAAAGUGUCUCUCUCUGAUUGCCUCCAAAUAAUAUUUACAAUAUAGCUGAUGAAUGUUACUCCCAUAUGCAAAUUGUUUUCAGUUUUCUGCAUAAAAUCUUUAGCACCACUCAAGUAGAUUUCAUGAAAAGAUUUCAAACUCUAGUUAGUGCUCUAAGAGCAUGGCGUUCCAAGAUGUGUUAUAUUGUUCAAAUAUCAGUCCAUUAGAUAACUUACAACCUCUACAGUAUUUAAGGCAUACAUAUUGUUAUAGGUAGCUUUUGUUUUGCAUCUGACCUCAAAAUGUGUAUUUCAAUAUAAAUAGGGGUAUUGUCAAGAAUAAUUAAUCCUGGAAAAAAAAAUCAGUUUAUGGAUUAAUUUAAGAUAUAUGGCAUCAUAUUUUGGUUUUAGAGAUAAUUUUUCAUUCUAAAGAUUUGAAAUUUGCAAAAGAUGUAAUGAAAGCUGUAUGACAUCAGUAGGGUAUUUUGAACACAUUCUGGAUAGUGAGAAAUAAUAAAAAAUUAUAUUCUAGUUUACUAACAUAAGCACAUUAGAACUCAUAAAAAAGUAUAUAUCAUGAUCCUUGAGGUAAAAUAUCAUUAAGUUUCUGAAAAAAAGUUUAGGAAUUAACAACUAUAUCUAAGUUAAUUAUUCUCUCCCUUAAUUUUUGUGCCAUUUUUCUCUGUUCUGAUUCUUCAUCUCUCUUGAUAAACCUUCACAGCUUUCGUAUUUGGCUUCUGCUUCUGCAACUACCCUUUAGCAUUAUUCACCAGGAUUUCAUUCCCUUCUGUUCUUAUUUUACAUUUUCUUUUUUCUUUUUUUUUAAGAUGGAGUUUCACUCUUGUCGCCCAGGCUGGAGUGCAAUGGCACGAUCUCAGCUCACUGCAACCUCCCCUUCAUGCAUUCAAGCAAUUCUCCUGCCUCAGCCUCCUGAGUAGCUGGGAUUACAGGCAUGUGCCACCAUGCCUGGCUAGUUUUUGUAUUUUUAGCAGAGAUGGGGUUUCACCAUCUUGGCCAGGCUGGUCUUGAACUCCUGACCUCAUGAUCCACCCACAGUGGCCUCCCAAAGUGCUGGGAUUACAGGCAUAAGCCACCACGCUCGGCCUUAUAUUACAUUUUCUUUGUGGACAAUCUCACAUACCCUUGGCUUCUAUCUAUACUACUUGUUCUUAAGCUCUGAACUUUGAGUUAUCUUUUAGCUAGAAAUUACUGCUUCAACUGUAACAUUUUGAAAAUUGAAGUAUUCACUUUUGUGGGGGCAAACUAAGCCUUCUUCUGCAUUCAUUUUUUUGACAAAUGGCACCGCAGACACUUGAUUGCCUAAACAAAGAAUCAGGUAGAUCUCCAUAUCUCUUCUGUAUAACUGACUCAUCAAACAAUCAUGUCAUGUUAAUUUCUACUUCCUAUCUUUCCAUUUGUCCCUUCUUCUCCACUUUCUAUGUUAUAGGCUGAAUUGUGUCCCCUUACAAUUCAUAUGUUGAAAUCUUGUCCCCUGGUACUUCAUAGAAUAAUACUUUAUGUGGAGAUAGGGCCUUUUAAAAGUAAUUAAAGUAAAAUGAGGCUAUUGCGUGAAGCCCAAAUCCAAUAUGACUGGUGUUCUUAUAAGAAGGGGGAGAGACAUCUAGAAUGUGUAUGUACAAAGAAGAGGCCAUGUGAGGAUGCAAUGAGAAGGCAGUGGUCUGCAAGCCAACAGGAGAGGCCUCAGGAGAAUCCAGUGUUGUCAACCCUUUAAUCUUGAGGUUCCAGCUUCCAGAUCUGUGAGAAAAUAAAUUUCUGUUGUUUAAGCCA
Homo sapiens (human) is the source of this 3900-nucleotide messenger RNA. It is a transcript of the gene LMBRD1, whose product is annotated as LMBR1 domain containing 1. Lineage: Eukaryota; Metazoa; Chordata; Mammalia; Primates; Hominidae. The coding region runs from base 130 to 1752 and encodes 540 amino acids. Gene Ontology annotation, biological process: gastrulation; clathrin-dependent endocytosis; insulin receptor internalization. Gene Ontology annotation, molecular function: insulin receptor binding; clathrin heavy chain binding; AP-2 adaptor complex binding. Gene Ontology annotation, cellular component: lysosome; lysosomal membrane; clathrin-coated endocytic vesicle. The record is from RefSeq and is marked reviewed. The transcript has 16 exons.